Molecule: messenger RNA, 954 nt
Organism: Dracunculus medinensis (Guinea worm)
Lineage: Eukaryota; Metazoa; Nematoda; Chromadorea; Rhabditida; Dracunculidae
Source: the annotation of a GenBank genome assembly
AUGCCAUCAAAAGAUUCGAUAUCACGUUUAUGUCUUGGCGGUGAAAUUGUGAAAGUACCAUCGCUGAUUGUUCAAAUGGAAUCGUUUUUUCGAUUGGCAGUAAGCAAAAAAAUGCACGAUUUGCUUAGUGUUGAAGCGCAGAAAUAUCUAACGAGAUUUUUGCCGAGCGAAAAAUAUAAAGGUCAUGAUAAUAGUUCAAUAAAGGAUAUGAUAAUUGCUUUGGAUGAUAUAUUUACUGACGACAAAAAUUUUUUCUUUGGUAAUCCUCUCGAAAUUGUUUAUUCUAAAAUAAGAUGUGGUUGGUUUAAUCCGGAAAGACCAGCUGAUAAGGUUCAAUUACGCGACAAUUGUAUGGUGCGAUAUGACCAUUUCAUUCGUGAAUACCAUAUAAAUCUUGUUAAAAAAUUGCAUAUCGCUCGCCAGAGACUUUUGAAUCACAUUUCCUAUGGUUAUGAAAUAUGUUUACCUCCUCAUCGCGAUAAAUUAUCAUUGAAAAGGAAAAUUGCGCGGAGAAAAUUGAAAGAGCGAAUUGAUUGUCGUUAUAAAAUGAUGAUCGAUGAUAUCAAUAAAAAAGCAGAUGUUGAAGAAAUAUCGUCUGAUGAUGAAGAUUUAUCUUGCAAUCAAAGAUUACCUCUGAAAAAAGUUGGAAGAAGUACUCUAUCUUCACCGGAUUUUCCAGAUUUGGAUUUGCACCAUCCAAUUUAUAUGGACAACGUAAAAGAUAUGUUGAAGAGUUAUGCAAAAUUUAAGCGCAAUUUUCCAAAGUCACCGGCUCUUGAUUUCCAUGAUAUAACAAUCGAAGGAGUCUAUGAGCGUUCCGGUGUUUCUUGUAUUGCUGAAAAGAAUUUACCAGCUGAAAUAACGGAAGCAAUGAAACAACAAAUUGAUCCGCCUAGAUAUUCAUCGAAAAGUUGGAAUUUAGCUGCCGCACUUCGUAAUUGUAAUAAUAAUUGA